GUCCAUCUUCAACUCAUUUUUCUAUUACGGAAAAAACGACACUCUUUUGAAGAGAACAUGGAUACAAUUAGACAUUUCACCAAAGUUUUCAAGUGUACUUAUAUUCAUCUCUUCAUUUAUUGCUUGAUACUUUUCUCGGAUUCUGUGGUUCCUUCUUCAUCAAUAGUCAAGUCACUUCCAGGAUUUCCCGGUCCCCUUCCUUUCAAUCUUGAAACUGGAUACAUAGCAGUGGAUGAGAAGGAAGAUGUUCAGUUCUUCUAUUACUUUGUUGAAUCUGAAGGGAGCCCAAGAGAUGAUCCUCUUAUGCUUUGGUUCACUGGUGGGCCUUUCUGCUCUGGUUUCUCUUCGCUUGCUAUUGGGAUAGGUCCCAUUCUGUUUAACAAGAUUGAGUACAAUGGCAGCUUACCAACAUUAACACUGAAUCCAAACUCAUGGACAAAGGCCGCCAGUAUAAUAUUCAUAGAUGCACCUGCUGGCUCUGGAUUUUCAUAUUCUAGGAGUUUGGAAGGCUAUCAGACUGGUGAACUUCUUCUGGCCCAUCAAAUUUUUAAUUUUCUGAAAAAGUGGUUACUUUCUCACCCCAAGUUCAUCUCCAAUCCACUCUAUUUAGGCGGUCAAUCAUAUGGUGGUAUCAUAAUCCCUCUAGUUGCCCAAGAAGUAGCAAAGAGUAUUGAAGCCGGCCACACACCAAAAUUUAACUUCCGGGGCUAUUUGCUCGGGAACCCGCUAACGGAUUUAAAUAUCGAUUGGAAUUCGAACGUUUCAUUUGCUCACCGUAUGGGACUUAUACCGGAUGAGCUCUAUGAGGCGGUGAAGAUUACCUGCAAAGAACAAUACCGAGGAAACUACGACAAGAAUUCGUCAUGCGCCAACAAUCUUAAUGCUAUCUUACACUGCACCGAAAAGUUAAACGACCAACAUAUCUUGGAGCCUAAGUGUACAACCUAUACUGCAAAUGGGAAGACGGAAUUUAUCAACAGAAAAUCACUUCUAGAAAAGCCAUCACCUGAUUUUCCCGAGUUCGAGUGUAGGCUGAUCAUUGGUCAAUUCCUUUUGAAGAGCUAUAAUAGCCUGCUAAUCCAUUCUUGGGCAAAUAACGAAGCCGUUCAAAGGGCACUUCAUAUUCAGAAAGGAACGAUAGAGACAUGGAUAAGAUGCCCUGAUAACGUACCUCACAAGUUUCAAGCCACGAGUGUUAUUCUCUAUCAUCAGCAUCUCCACUCACGAGGUUAUAAGGCUCUGAUAUACAGUGGAGAUCAUGACAUGUUGGUCCCUUACAUUGGAACCCAAACAUGGAUCAAGUCUCUGAACAUUCCCAUUGUUAGUACAUGGAGGCCAUGGCUGGUUAACGACCAAAUUGCAGGAUAUGUGACUGAAUAUUCAGGAGGCCUUACUUUCGCCACUGUCAAGGGUGGUGGACAUACAGCCCCGGAGUACCGGCCUAAGGAGUGCUUUUCCAUGUUCAAAAGAUGGAUCUCGAACCACUUUGAGUAACAGCACCUAUUGUACUGAAACAAUGUAUAAGGAAUUGUUAGAGAAUUUGAGUGUAGAGAGUGAAAAGAAUGCAGAAAUAAGAGAGGGUUUGAAGAGUAUAUGAAUAUUUUCUUUUAAGGUUUUAUUUGCCCUUACUUCUCAAAGUUUGCUAAUGAGUUUUAAUGACAAAUUACCCUCUAAGAUACAACAAACCCUUGAACACGAUAUCUAGCAAUAAUGUUGAGUUCCAGAACAUGAAUUAAUUGUGUAAGUUUUCUAGAGAAUUAAUAAAG
Messenger RNA from Morus notabilis, 1766 nucleotides. Its product is annotated as serine carboxypeptidase-like 7. Gene Ontology annotation, molecular function: serine-type carboxypeptidase activity; acyltransferase activity, transferring groups other than amino-acyl groups. The transcript has 14 exons. NCBI's taxonomy places the organism in Eukaryota, Viridiplantae, Streptophyta, Magnoliopsida, Rosales, Moraceae. The record is from RefSeq and is a predicted model, not a curated record. Gene Ontology annotation, biological process: secondary metabolic process; proteolysis. Bases 58 to 1494 code for a protein of 478 amino acids.